AUAUUCCAACAUCACAUGUACGAACAAAGAACACAUCACAUGUAUUGCUAUACGACGCCGUAGUGCUGCCUUAAUUCCUUCAACAGUUCAACUGUCGAAGAGCAAAGGGAAAGGCGAGAAUGAAAAACAAGAACGAAGACUGAAAGAGCCGCCCGUCCGAAAAUAAGGAGCGGAAGAAGGGGGAUGUCGUCAUCUUCGUCGACGUUGACGUCGACGCAGAAGUACGCUGCCGGAGCACUGUUCGCUCUGGCCCUACACCAGGCUCAGCUCCACCAGAUUCACCCUUUGGGGUUUCCCUCCCACGACGACGACGACGGCAGCGACCCGCCGGAGGAACGCGUCAGCACUAGCAGUAGUUCUGAUUUUGUGUCUGAUGACCCCCAGCUGUGGGUUCACCAGUCCGCCGGCCUUCUUCGGCCCGUCUUCAAGUUUCUAGAAAUUGAUAGCAGAGCUUGGGGGGCGCUGGAGGAAACUGUGGCGUACUCACCAGCCAAGCAUCAUGUUGGAGCUUUUCUAAGGUUACUCUCUGAGGAAAGUGGCAACAUAUCUGAAGAAAUUGUUGAUAAGGAACUGGCUUUAGCAGCUGCUAUAGAUGCUAUGUGUUUGAGCAUGGAAAAGAGCCCUGAUGAUUAUAAGUCCAAAAAGGAAAAGCAGCGUGAAUAUGAAAAUGCUUGCAGGGAGAAGUUCGCACCUCCCGAUAAGAAGCUAGAGUCAGAACCUAGAGAGGGUAAUACACCUAGUGAUCGUCGGCAGGAAAUAAAUGCUAUUACAUCUAUUGUAGAGGAAGCCCCUGCAGAAUCCAUGAAAGAGUCUGCUGGAAAACCACUGGAAGAGGUAACAAUGCUUAGUUACCCAAGGAAACUGACAGUGCUAUAUGAACUUCUUUCAGCUUGUCUAGCUGAUACCCCUGAAGACAAUAAGAAAUUCACCAGGGGAAGAAAGGGCUAUGAUGCCAGGCAUCGUGUGGCAUUGAGGUUGCUAGCUACCUGGUUCGAUGUCAAGUGGAAAAAAAUGGAAGCCAUUGAAACCAUGAUUGCUUGUUCUGUGAUGGCUCUUCUAAAAGUGGACUCAUCGAAAGAAGUAGCCGGUUCACCAGAAAGCUCAUGGGCUAAAUUGAAACGUGGAGGUAUCAUUGGUGCUGCUGCUUUAACUGGAGGAGCCUUGAUGGCAAUCACUGGAGGUUUAGCUGCUCCUGCAAUUGCUGCUGGAUUCGGUGCUUUAGCACCUACAUUGGGGACUAUUAUCCCUGUUAUUGGAGCAAGUGGGUUUGCUGCUGUUGCUACUGCUGCUGGAAGUGUUGCAGGUUCUGUCGCAGUUGCAGCUUCAUUGGGUGCUGCUGGAGCUGGACUUACAGGGAGCAAAAUGGCUAGGAGAAUUGGAGAAGUUGAUGAAUUUGAGUUCAAAGCAAUAGGGGAAAACCAUAACCAAGGACGAUUAGGGGUUGAGAUUUCAGUAUCUGGAUUUGUUUUUGAGGAAGAAGACUUUGUAAGACCUUGGGAGGGGCAACAUGAUAACUUGGAAAGGUAUGUACUGCAGUGGGAGUCCAAGCAUCUGAUCGCUGUAAGCACCGCUAUUCAAGACUAUCUUACUUCAAGAAUUGCCAUGGAAUUGAUGAAACAAGGUGCUAUGAUGACUGUACUAAGCAGUCUUUUGACGGCACUGGCCUGGCCAGCAACGUUGCUUGUUGUUACGGAUUUUAUUGACAGCAAAUGGUCAAUUGCCUUGAACAGGUCUGAUAAAGCAGGGAAGCUUCUUGCUGAAGUAUUACUGAAAGGAUUGCAAGGGCAGAGGCCCGUGACACUUGUAGGUUUCUCUCUUGGAGCAAGGGUGAUCUUCAGGUGCCUCCAGAUUUUGUCUGAAAGUGAAGCUAAUGCUGGAAUUGUGGAAAGAGUUGUUCUUCUUGGAGCUCCCAUAGCCAUUAAAGACAUGGACUGGGAAGCUACUCGAAAGGUGGUGGCUGGGAGAUAUGUGAAUGCAUAUUCCACAAAUGAUUGGAUGCUUGGAAUUGCAUUUCGUGCGAAUCUUCUCACCCAAGGAUUGGCUGGAAUUCAACCCGUCAAUGUCCCUGGCAUUGAAAACGUUGACGUAACUGAAGUCAUCGAGGGUCACUCCUCUUAUCUAUGGAGAACACAGCAAAUCCUAGAACAACUCGAGCUUGAUACUUACUAUCCCGUUUUCAACCGGAAAGUUGUGAAAUCAUAGCAUGUGUUGCAGUUUCCACCUAGUUGCAAAAACAAAGAAACAAGGGAUUUUCCGAGUGAAGCUGUAUAUAGUGCAUUGUUAACCGAAGGAAACUAUUGUUGCUGCUGUCAAGAUUCCUAAUUUAGACGUGAAUGUUGCUUAUGAUCAGUCAUAGCAAAUAUGUCUGAACGUCUGCAUAAGUUCAUAUCAGGAAAGUCGACUGUGGCCAAACGGAGCAUUCAAGAGAUUUCUCUUUCUCUGGCGAUUGUCGACAUUUAGGUUUGCACAUGUUUGCUCAUGUUGUCAUGAAUGUUGUAAGUUCCCUUUACGUUUUAUGAUGUACGGACUCGAUGUAUUAACAGAAACUGUUGUUUAUCAGACAGCAAAUGUAUGAUCGUUGUUGUACUGUGCCUCUGUUCUCA
Messenger RNA from Sesamum indicum (sesame), 2603 nucleotides. RefSeq names its product transmembrane and coiled-coil domain-containing protein STS1. Lineage: Eukaryota; Viridiplantae; Streptophyta; Magnoliopsida; Lamiales; Pedaliaceae. The record is from RefSeq and is a predicted model, not a curated record.